AGCAAGCGGUGCUCUCGCUCUGGGAGGACAGGAGGGCCAACAGGUCUCCCAACAGAGAUGUCCCUUAGAUUGCGCGAGACUCUUCUCGCGGCGUGCGGGCCGAGGCGCACCACUUCCACUGCAGCGCGUGGGGGCCGUGCCUGGCCGUGCUGUGACGUCUGGGGUGGUCUGGGGCCCGUAUCCGUCCUGGCCCAAGGACUGAUUCACCACACUUGCCGGCUAUCGCUAUCGGCGAUAAGGAAUGCCCGCGCGGCCCUGCGCGUCGUCGCUGUCUCUCUCACCCGUACCGGAUGCCCCGUGAGCGCGGCAGGGGCCGAGCGACGGAAGGACGUCUCGGAAUCGGCGUGCCGGCGGUAUACAUACUCACACACUGGCGUGCGGCCGGGUGUUCCACCCUCGCAGUCAUCCUCGGAGGUUAGCACGGGUUGAUGGAACGUGCAGCCUUCCUCGCACUGAAGCGCUUGCUCGCCCCCAACGAGAACAAGAAGGUCAAGGGAGUCUCCUUGGAACGUCACCGCCAUGGGAGUGUCCUUCCGCAUCGAGUUCGACCGGCCGAACGGCGUGUACUUCCCAGGGGAGUUGGUGGCGGGCCGAGUCUUCAUGAACGUGAGCAAGCCCCAGAAAGCAACAGGUGUUAGCGUCCAGAUCAGAGGCUUGACGUUCUUCGUGUGGACCGAGAGCUUCACAGAAAGAAUUAAAAAGCUCAAAGUGCAUUACGAACCCGGCACGUUCGUUGGAAACUAAGUGCUUUUUGACAACAAGGCCUACCUCCUCGGCGAUAAAACUGGCGAGGUGGACAUCUCCCCCGGCGACCACGAGUUCAAUUUCGAAUGCCGACUUCCCGGCUCGCUUCUGACGUCCUUCGAGGGCAAGUACGGCGGUACCCGCUACAGUGCCACUGCCAGCCUGCACAGGCCAUGGCGGCUGGACCUCAAGGAGAGGGCGGCCUUCACCGUCAUCUCGCACCGCGACCUCAACCACUGGACGCAGGCAAUGAGGCCCGCCUCCCACAAGGAGACGAAGAACUUCUCCUGGGGCGCGUCCGGCGCGCUCUCCGUCGACGUGCAGCUGCCGCUCGGCGGCUACGUCCCCGGCCAGACCAUCUUCGGCCAGAUCCAGGUGGACAACGGCAGCAACGUGCGCGUGGAGCGCGUGGUCUGCACCCUGCACGAGGAGGUCAAGUGGACCGCGAACAGGGGGUCGACGACGACGGUCACCGAGGUGACGUCCUCCGUGUUCGAAGGCGCAGUGCAGGCGCACUCCAGCAAGACCAUCUCGCUGGCCAUGCCGGUUCCCACCGUGGCGCCCUCCAAAGAGGCGCUAUUCUCGCUCAUCGAGCUCAAGUACUUCCUGAGGGUGACAGCGGAGGUCUCCGGUUACCGUGGCAACCUGCACUACGACUUGCCCGUCAUGGUGGGCACCAUCCCCGUGUUCGGCCCAGACGACCACAAGGCCGAGAAGUCGGACAGGGCAUCGCCGCCGCGCAAGACGGACCUCCCGCCGCCAACGUACGAGGAGGCUGACUUGAAGGGGAAGAACAAAUUCGUGAGGCGGUUCAAGUUAGGGCAGGCGCCUUACAAGCCGCGCUACCCUGUGUGGGACUUCAGCAACGUGCUCCGCGGGAAAUGACUCAUGCCUGCGUCCUGCUCUCAGUGACUUAUUUAUUCGUUAUAUGUUGUACUGUAAAAGUAUUGUAUAAUAAAUUUUUCUGAUAAAAAUGGAACAAAUUA
Molecule: messenger RNA, 1730 nt
Organism: Thrips palmi
Lineage: Eukaryota; Metazoa; Arthropoda; Insecta; Thysanoptera; Thripidae
Exons: 8
Coding region: 994-1629 (211 amino acids)
Biological process (GO): protein transport
Cellular component (GO): cytoplasm
Source: RefSeq, a predicted model, not a curated record